Messenger RNA from Porites lobata, 1818 nucleotides. NCBI's taxonomy places the organism in Eukaryota, Metazoa, Cnidaria, Anthozoa, Scleractinia, Poritidae. The record is from the annotation of a GenBank genome assembly.
AUGAUCAACGAAAGAUGUCUGAUUUAUAGCCCUGCUUAUCCAUCUCCUAGCGGUGGGGGCUGUAGUCCAUUGUGUAUUGAAACAGAUCGAGUUAAAAACUCGACCUAUGCCGCAGUGUUUUACAGAAAAAAUCACCAGUGGCCGGAGGAACUUGUGGCGAACAUGGAAAAGGCCGCUUCAAUUUUGAAACAGUUUGGCCAACCAAAAUCUUUAGACACGGAGAGAGGACUUCAUCUCACGUUCGACUACUAUUGCUGCUACACGGAAGAAGAAGCAGCAAAAAUUGGGCAGUUUUUGAACGGUUACUCUUGGAAACCGCACGAGGUAUGGUUUGAUAAAAUAGAAUGUGCUAUCCACGGCUACAAUGAUGCAGUUUCUAUUGUGUUGAUGGUUGACCAAAAAUCACAAGAGGAUUUGACGCGAUGGGCGCUAAAGAACGAGCGAGAUCUCGAAAUCUCAACUGGUGUACACAAACGUAUUCCUCACACAAGGUUGCAAAAUUUUCAUAUGACUCUUGGAACAUUAAAUCAAAGCAAUUUUCCUGUGCAGUCGGCAGUUGAAGAAAUCAAUAGAGUCAUUCCACCGGGAAAGUGGCACAAAACUCCUGUUAUUCUUCGCAGCCCGGUUUGCAAAAGAUGUAAAAAAGCCAUAGAUGCUGUUUCAAUUAAGAACUAGCAAAUUCGGAUGCAAAGUAGCAAAGUUUUACAUUUUGGCCUCUCUAUGGUCUCUUCCGGCAGAACAAGACUUAGUCGCGCCGAGCGUUGAGAGCAAGAAGCUGCUCAGAAAUGUAGUGCUUUCUCUGUACGUUCAUUUCAAUAGUUUAUCUCGAGCAGAAAUUUAUUUUCCUUUUUUUUCAAUGGUUUAUUUAUAACGAAACGCAUUUGUAUUAAAGCUUUCAUGCAAAUCAUUUGGCAUGCAUGAUUUGCAUGGGUCGAUCAACACAAAAAUGAUCGAUCGCGUGACUAUUCAUCGAAACAAAAACAUCACGCUAUGUACAUGGUGUACAGUAGAUGCAAAUAUCAAUCAUAGGGAGUCUGCAGCGCGUAUAGUGGUAUUAUCAUGUUGUGUGAUCGACUAAAUCAACGAAACGGCACGCUUUUACUACUCUUAGUCAUUUCCCUUGUCUUUUUUGGGUUUGUUAAAUGGCCCUUGUUGUUUGGAGUAUCCCUUAAAGACGAAAAAUGUCGCGUGUAUAGCCCUGCUUAUCCAAACCUCGGCAGAGCCGGAUGUCGACCAAGAUGUAUUAAAAAGGAAGGAAAGAAAACCUCAACUUACGUAGCAGCGUUUUACAAAGAUAAUCACCGAUGGCCAAAAGAGCUUGUGACCAACAUGCAACUUGCCGCAUCAGUUUUGAAAAAAUAUGGUGAACCACGGACUUUAAACACGGAAAAAGGACGUGAACUCCAUCUCUCGUUUGAUUACUACUGCUGUUACACGGAAGAAAAAGGAAAAAAGAUUGAGAGAUUUUUGAACACUUAUUCUUGGAGACCUCACGAAGUAUGGUUCGAUAAAAUAGAAUGUGCUAUCCACGGUUACAAUGAUGCAGUUUCUUUGGUGCUUAUGGUGGACAAAAAAUCUCAAGAGGAUUUAACUCGAUGGGCACUGAAAAACGAGCGAGAUCUCGAAAUUAGAACUGGAGUGCACAAACAUAUUCCACACACACGUCUGCAAAACUUUCACAUGACCCUUGGAACUGUAAAUCAAAGCUACUUUCCAGUGACAUCAGCAGUUGAAGAAAUCAACAGAGUUAUUCCACCAGGAAAAUGGCACAAAAACGCUGUUAUUCUUCGCCGACCGAUUUGCAGAAAAGUGGUCUGA